This is a messenger RNA of Rattus norvegicus (Norway rat), 5845 nucleotides long. Lineage: Eukaryota; Metazoa; Chordata; Mammalia; Rodentia; Muridae. The record is from RefSeq and is a predicted model, not a curated record.
GGAGGAGGAAGAGGAGGAGGAGGAGGAGGAGGAAGCAGCCAUGCCAAAUGAGACCAGAAUCUUGGCUCUUCGAGGUUAGUGGAAAGAUCUAGACCUUUAAGUCAGUCCAGCCCGCAUCUCAGAAGGCCCAGUUAAGAACAUCUGGCGAGGCCAUUUAAAAAAAAAAGAGCCAGCCUUAAAAGCACAGGAUCACACUUUUAUGUUCCCCUCCUGGUUAUAAAAGCUACACUCGCUGGUUCCAGAAUGUUUGGAAAAUGUAGCAAGCUCAGAAGAAAAUGAAAAGGCUGCCUCAUGAGGCCCCUGCCCGUCAAUGCCCUCAGGGUAACUUUGCUUAAUGCCCACUUGGGUUUUGUCUGGACCUACUCACAGUCUGUGGAUUAUACUGUACGGAAAAUUUUCUUUAAAAACACUAUAAUAGAAGCUCAGUUUUAGAGGCGUGGGGUGGGGAGGGGAAGUUGGCUAGGAGUGAGCCUCUGUGUGGGGGUGAUGGAACUGGGUAAUGUUUGCAAGGACGGAUAUCUGACUAUAUACCUUGCCUUUGCAGAGUUUGCUCGAUAAAAUUAACAUUCAGGACACCAAUAGAACAGGCUCACUGCAAAGCUGCUAAGAUACUUGGGUCUAGCCCUAGUGCAGUGGUGCACACCAGCCAUCCCAGUGCUCAGGAGGCAGAGGUAGGAAGUGGAGGUCAGCCUGGGCUACACAUUGAGUUCAAGGUUGACCUUAAUUUCUGGUAAGAACUUUUGAAAGCUGGUAGUUUUCAAAAAGAAAUCGAGGACUCCAUUUCCUAAGUCCAUCUCUGGCUUGGGUACUGAGCUCUUUCUCCAGCCUCGGUUGCAAAGGGGGGUCCUGUCGCCAUCCUUCUCAGCAUCCAUUCAUGCCUGGCUCCUGCAGGAGCAACUGACUGCUGGGCUGGGCUGCCCUCACUGGGAAGGAAUGGAAACAAGGUUAUCAAGUUUCACAGCAAUCAUUUAGAGUCUGGCAGCAGCGCUUAGACUCCUGUGAUCCCAGGCGGGGCUGCCCACUUCAUUUCUGAUGGCGAGGGGCCAUCAUUCCUCCCUCCAGCCUCUGGGGCCUUUCACCAUGUUCUUCUUGAAUUCUUGGACAAUUCUGAGACCCAGGAGACCCUGACUGAUAGAUAGUGAGCCUCCGAGAGUGUAGCCUGUCUGCCUGUCCCCAGUUCCCACUCUCCAGCCACCUCUGAAGGUGACUAAAGCAUGCGGCCGAUGCAGGCAGCCUGUGUAAGCCAAGGUCAGCUCACCUUGCUUUUCCUCUUGUGGUUUCUUUAGGCCACUAGAAUCCCGGGCAGAACAUCCCGAAAGGAGCGGACCCCCAGACGGAGUAGGCAGCCAGAGGCAGGGAGAGAAGGCCAGUUGUGUUCACCUCCAUGGGUUUGGGUUGGAUCUGCACUGUCUUUCUCAUUUCCACUAAGACCCUGGGCAAGGCUGGAUAUCUGACUAUAAAAUGGGAUGCCCCAGGUUAGCGGUGGCAUCAUUGUUUGUGACACCAAGCAAGCGACUGUGUACAGCUGGUACACAGCAAGUGUCUGGAGAUUUAUUCUCUCUCUCUCUCUCUCUCUCUCUCUCUCUCUCUCUCUCUCUCCCUUCCCUUCCCCUCCCUUCCCCUCCCUUUCCUUUUGAGAUAGGGACACAAUUAUAUACCUUUCUACACAGCGGGUAGAAGUGAAAAAUAAAGAAACAAAUAAAAAUAACUUUUAACAGAACAAAUGCAGAAGGUCAUGGGUAAUUAUAGUUCUAAAAAUGAAGCAGACAGCCAGACUGGAGAUAAGGUCCAGAGAGGGCAGGUCCCUAAUCAGGGUCACCAAAGGAGGUAGAAGCCAGGUGUGCCAGUGCCCCAGCAUAGAGUGGGGCCCAUGGCAUCAUGAAGGGAUGCAGGCCCAGGGACUUACUGGGUUUAUGUCCUUGAAUGACACUUGAGAUCUCUUUCUCUCUCUGUCCCCAGGUUGGUGGAUGGCUUAGUCACUUUUCUGUUGCUGUAAAGGCACCAUGACAAAAGCAACUCAUAGAAGAGUUUGUCUGGGACUCACAGUUCCAAAGGACUAGAAUCCACAGCCAUCAUGGCAGGUAGCGAGGCAGGAGGCAGGCUUGGUGCUGAGGACCCUUCAGCCCUUGACAUGGCCAUCCAGCAUGCACUGGCAGGGCUCUACCCGCCUUUUGAAGCCACUGCCCCCACUGUCCUGGGUCAAGUGUUCCGACUCCUGGACUCUGACUUCCGGGGAGAUGGGCUGAGCUUCCUCUUGGAUUUCCUCAUCCCUGCCAAGCGUCUGUGUGAGCAAGUGCGGGAAGCAGCCUGCGCCCUCUAUACGCACUGCCUCUUCCUGCAUGAGGGCUGGCCGUUGUGUCUGCGGGAUGAGGUCGUGGUACACCUGGCACCACUCAACCCGCUCCUGCUACGUCAGGGUGAUUUCUACCUUCAAGUAGAGCCCUGGGAGGAGCAGUCUGUCCACAUGACGCUCAAGUGUCUCUCCUCAGACCUCCGUGAGGUAGACAAGAAGCCUAUUCCUGAGUCCUUCUACUCUCUGAUUUUCACCCCAGAAUGGUUGGAGGCCAUCAACAAUGACUUUGAGGGACGCCCCUUACACAACUGUCUCGUGGCUUCAGAAAAUGGCAUCACACCUGUGCCUUGGACCAGGAUUACCAGUCCAGAGUUUGUAGAUGACAAACCCCCAAUAGUGAAGGUCCCUUCCUCAGACGGGGACUCCUGUCCACUAGAAGGCCUCCAUCUGAGCAGCCCCCAGGAGCCAUACCAGGCUAGUGACUUUGGCAGCAAGGGGUCUGUGACCCAGAGCUGGGAUAAGGAUAAAGGGAAGUUGUCUGGGGACAAGUAUCCAGGGCUCAUCAAGGUGGAGCCAGCAAGGUCAGGACAGAUGGCCUUCAAGAUAGACAGUGAGGCCAGCCAGGGCCUGGAGGGGGACUAUGUGGCUCUCCUGGGCUUUCCCCAAGAGUUUAGAGGGCCAUCUCCAGACAGCAAGGUAGUGACAAGAUCCAGAACUAAGGGGACACCUUUGCUUGGAAGGGUCCCACCUCUCUCAGGGCCCCCUGAGGCACUUCCCUUGGGAAGAUGGCCAAGUGCAAAGCCAGCAGGCUCAGGGGAGAAGCUCUGUAGUGGGGGCUCAAGGAAAAAGGCCAGACAUAAAGCAUUUGGCAACUCUGCAGUUCAACAGCCCCAGCAGCCCCAUGCUAGCGUCCCGGAGAAGCUGCUGGCCUGUACUUCUGGCCUGGUGGAAGACAUUGAAGAAGAACCAGCAGCCUCCAAGAUGCAAAGGCCUUUGGGAAUGCCAGAAGCCAUGGUUCAGCUCAGGCCUGGGCCAAGACAAGCAUUCUCUCCCCUCCUGUCUUCAGCUGGCCCUGUAGCCCCAGCGUCUGAGACAAACACAGAGGAGACCACACCAGGACAUGGCGGAGCUUCCAAGCCUGAGGACUGCCUCAGUAAGAACAUCUCAGGCCACGGGUCCCCAGCUCCUGGGCUCCAGUUCUCCUACUUGAAAGAACAGCGGGCACCUCUUGGGAACCCCGAGAAGGGCCAGCUCACCAAGCCUUGGAAGGCCCUGUGCCCCCUCAACUCUCUGCAGCCUUGCGGAGCCAAGGCCCCAGGAAAAGAUGGAACAACUCUCCCCACAACAUCUGGCUCAGGCACACUGUCUGGGGAGCCGCCUGGCUUCCGGAGAGAUUCUGCAGGUCUCCCAGGAGGAGGACUUCGCCUGGAGGAGUGUUCUAGGCCCAAGCCCAGGAUUGUGACUCUGGGAGUCAAGCUUCUCCACUCCAGGAUAGCCUGCCUGCCAGGAGGAAGGGACAAGGUGGGGCGGCCACUGCUUCUGGUGUCCACUGCGGAGGAAGCCUGGGAGGCACCAUGGUGUACUGCCUCGGAGGUCGCAGAGUUGCUCUCCUACUUAUGCAGUGUUCCCAGAUUGGAAGAUAAAGCCAAGGGGCUGCUGGUGGUGAUUGAUGCCAGGAAAGGGCCCCCGAGACCUGGUCUGGUCAUCGCCCUGCAGAGCAUACAGGCUCUGCCUCCGGCCUCCAUCAGUAAAGUGCUCCUCCUGGGGGAGAAGGCGUCCAUUCUCCAGUUACCUGUACGCUCUGUCCAGGUGGAGGUACUGACCUCACUGAAGGCUCUCAGAAACCACGUGGACCCUAACCAGCUGCCGGAGGCUCUGGAGGGCCCCUUUCCCUACCACCACAGCGAAUGGGUGCAGUUCUUCCAGAAGCUGGACCCGUUCCUCACUGACCUUCACCAGGCCUCAGCCCUGCUUCAGGCUUCCAUCCAAGAGUUUGAGAAGGGUGAACCCCCUGGUGGGGUGGAGGAGGCUACCAGGUGUCUGAGCAAGUCCAAGGAACUGAUGGAAUCUGUGCUGAGGGACCCGGGCCUGCUGGCCCUCCAGAGGGAAGGUGGAACUACCCUGGCCAGCUUGCAGCAGGAGGCCAGCGGGCUAAAUGCUAACCCUGAUGUCAGGGACCAUCUGAUGGAGGCUGCUGCCCUGUACAACCUUGUGGACGAUCAGCUUCAUGUCUUGGUCACUGCGUCCAAUCAGCUCCUCCGAAGGCUGGAACUCCGUGUCCGCCUGGGCCACCUGGAAACUGCCAUCCACCAGGUCAGUGACUGGAUGCGGGGAGAAGGCAGCCGGUGUCUGCAGGCGCUUGCUCCUGUUAAUGUAUGUGCAGGGACAGUGGAGAAAGUCCAUGCCGACUUUGAGGAUUUCUUCCUGCAGGUUGCGGCCCAGUAUCGCCAGGGCCUGGAACUGUCCAAGCAGGUGGCCCAGCUGGGCACUGCGGAGGAAGGGGCAGGAGAGACAGAGCUCCCAGACCUGGUAGCCUUCGCCUCCACCCAGCAGGCCUUCCAAGCCAGGCUGACACACUUCUACAUGGCAGCCGAGAGGCAGCGCACUGACCUGGAGACCCUGCUCCAUCUCCACCGCUUCAGAAGGAAGAUGUCCCGGUUCCACACGGACUGCAAGGACCUGCUAACCCAGCUCAGUCUGGGCAAGGCUGUGAAGGCCAGCCCUGGGGACCAGAUCCACCUCCGCCUCCACUGCUACCUGAAGCGUCUGGCUUCCGAGUUCCAGACGGAGAAACUCCUGGCCAUGAAGCUGCAGGUGGCUUCCCUGAGCCAGCCGGGCCUGGGCCAGGAGUUGUGGGAAGAGGCCUGGGAGCGACACCAGAAGAUCCAGAACUUGCUGAGGAAGGCGCUAGCCUACUGCCCGUGCCCAGAGGUCCCUGCUGCCUACUCGGCGCACAUCGAUCAAAGCAGGCCAGCAGCUAAGGGUCAGGGUCUGCCUAGAGAAGUGGGUUCCAAAUGGGACAGGUCUCUACAGGACAUUCUUGCUGUGGAUCGAGUGUUAAAAUCCCAGCGGUCUCCCCGGGCCCCUCAAGGGGAGCAGAACAGAAACAUGUGGGCAGGUCUGCUAUCCCCAGAACCUGGCCAGUCUGUGGACCCUGAGGAAGGCAGAGGUGCCCCCAAGCUCCCUGAUCCCACCCUGGAACGGCUCCUUGCCUCCCUCUUCUCCUGGCCACACCUUCCCAAGCAGAGAAAGGCCUCCCGUCUGACUGGGGGCAGCUUUUCCUCGGAAGGAACAGACUCACAGACAUCCCUGGAGGACUCGCCCCACACAAGCCCUCCUGCGUCCCUCUAACUGGAUCUGAACCACCACGUCAGCUCCCAGGGCUGUGAUAGGAUCCACAGAGCCCAUGCCACCCCAUCAAAUAUGGCCGUAGAACAAUAUUAGGACCAUCUUCCAGCUCCCGAAAACGCCAAGACGAUGGGUGAUUAGCCACACAGAAUAGGGCUUGUGGGAGUUAGAAUCCAGACUCAAUAAAAGGACAUUUUUAUUGAG